GUGGGGAGCUGGGCUGUGAGAGACAAAGGCACUGUGCCUCAAGGUGCCCAAGCUGCCCGCCACCCCAGACGGUGGAGCCGCACUACACCCCAGUCUCGGUGAGGGCUACUCUGGCCUCCAGACGGUGGAGGAGCCACACCACGUCCUGGCCUCGCUUCCCAGCCCCUGGGGGGCCAGUCUUUAGUAGAUGGCCAGGAGGCACCACCUGGACAGGAGCCAUUCCUGGGCAGGACGUGGCUGUAGGGUGCCUCACACUGCUCCUCUGGCUGUGGGUGUUGUGCACAACCUGCAACAGGAAGCAGGCACGGAGGCAGCCAUCCAGGCUGCAGGGCAGUGCGAUGCCAGCAGAAGUGGUGAGUGCCAGAGUGUCCCUGGGGCCAGACUGUUGCUGGGGCCAGGGUGGGGCCAUCUGGAGGCCGACCAGCCUUCCUUGCCCCCAGUCACUGCUAAGACGACCCCACUGCUCCCUCAGCAAGUCGGACACCAGGCUGCAUGAACUGCACCGCAGCCGGCCCUGUAGCAGAGCCCCACGGCCUGCCAGCAUGUAUCUCCUACGUCCACAGUGGCUGGAGGCAUCCAGAGGCAUGACCAGGCCCCCAACACCCUUCUCACACCAGGAGCUGCCCCUGGCUGCACCCUCCACUGGCCCAGAGGCCACCUAUUCCAACGUGGGGCUGGCAACAAUCCCCAGGGCCAGGCUGGCAGUUAGCUCUGGGGUGUGGGCAGGGGCACGGCUGACCAGCAGCUAUGCGAGGCCUGGGCCUGAGGCCAGACCUGUGGUAGCUGAGUAUGCUUGUGUCCAGAAGUUCAGGGGAACAGAUCGGGGCCCCCAAGGCCUGGGGCAGGGGAAGGUCGAGGCAACCCCACCCACUCAGGUGGACAUCCUGUAUUCCAGGGUCAACAAACCUAAAAGGAGGGACCCAGGACCUGCCACAGACCAGCCAGACCCCAAAGGUGGGGGAGCAAUUUUGGCUCUGGGGAGUGACCCAGCCUACGAGGUCCUCCCUCUUGGGGGCCUGGGUAUGGACAAGAGCCUCCUGGAAAACGUGUAUGAGAGCAUUCAGGAGAUGGGAGCACCUCUGGAGCCCCCGAGCUCCAGCUCCUAUCAGGAAAGGACGUGUGCAGGGCACAGAGACACUUUGCUUCCUGUCUAAGCCUGGGGAGGGGUCUUCAUCGCUUCCCUGCCCUGAACACCCAAUUACAGAUGAUCCUUCCUCCAGAGUGGGCUGCGAACCCUUCUUUCCCCCACAGCCUCUCCCUCACACGCAACUGACAACACAAAUUCCAGACAGCAGCGCUGCCAGCAUGUGGGGUCCCCUGGAUCCUGGCUGCCAUGUCCUCUGCAGGGCAGGCUCUCAAUAAAGCCCCAGAUCCCUAUA
Bubalus bubalis (water buffalo) is the source of this 1379-nucleotide messenger RNA. RefSeq names its product Lck interacting transmembrane adaptor 1 (gene LIME1). Gene Ontology annotation, molecular function: protein kinase binding. Gene Ontology annotation, cellular component: B cell receptor complex. Lineage: Eukaryota; Metazoa; Chordata; Mammalia; Artiodactyla; Bovidae. Gene Ontology annotation, biological process: regulation of release of sequestered calcium ion into cytosol; regulation of phosphatidylinositol 3-kinase/protein kinase B signal transduction; B cell receptor signaling pathway. The transcript is spliced from 6 exons. Bases 339 to 1154 code for a protein of 271 amino acids. The record is from RefSeq and is a predicted model, not a curated record.